ACCCGUUGCAAGCCCAAAACCAGAGAAAAUACAUUUUUUAAUCCCUCGUUUGGUGCAAGUUCUCCGUCUCCUUCUUCCCGUGUUUUUAAAUUAUAUAAAUUAAAACAAAAAACAAAUUCCGAGCAGAGAGAAGGGAGAUUGAGAGAAGAACACCCAGCUUCUCUCCUCUGGAUCCAGAUCUCCUCUCGCAGGCCUUCUCUGAGACCUGGUUUCUCUCUCUCGUAUUCGCUACCUUUAGAUGCCAUGGAGAAUCGUCGAAUUCCGGCGUUUCACCUCUGGAUCUCUGCAUUUCUGCUGCUCCUCGUCCGUGGGAAUUGCUUCUACCUCCCUGGCGUCGCUCCGGAGGAUUUUGAGAAGGGGGAUACUUUGAAGGUUAAAGUGAACAAGCUGACCUCUACAAAGACACAACUUCCAUAUUCUUACUAUUCUCUUCCUUAUUGUCAUCCAGACGCUAUAAUUGACAGUGCAGAAAAUCUUGGGGAAGUUCUUCGUGGUGAUCGUAUUGAAAACUCUCCCUAUGUGUUUAAAAUGAGGGAGCCACAGUUGUGUAAUAUUGUCUGUCGGGUAAAACUUGAUGCAAAAAUGGCCAAGGAAUUUAAGGAAAAGAUAGAGGAUGAGUAUCGGGUCAACAUGAUCUUGGAUAAUCUUCCUCUGGUUGUUCCUUUACGAAGGCCUGAUCAGGAAGCUCCAACAGUCUAUCAACAUGGCUUUCAUGUUGGGCUCAAAGGACAAUAUACUGGAAGCAAGGAUGAAAAGCAUUUUAUCCACAACCAUUUACAAUUUACUGUCAAAUAUCACAAAGAUAUACAAACAGACUCUGCAAGGAUCGUGGGAUUUGAAGUCAAACCAUUUAGUGUUAAGCAUGAAUAUGAAGGUGAAUGGAAUGAGAAAACUCGCUUAACUACCUGUGACCCUCAUGCAAAACGAACAGUUACUAACUCUGAUUCUCCUCAAGAGGUUGAAGAGAACAAGGAAAUCAUAUUCACAUAUGAUGUUGACUUUGAGGCAAGUGAUGUAAAGUGGGCUUCUAGAUGGGAUACCUACCUCCUAAUGGCUGAUGACCAAAUACACUGGUUCUCAAUUGUCAACUCUUUGAUGAUUGUUCUCUUCCUAUCGGGUAUGGUUGCUAUGAUCAUGCUGCGAACACUGUACCGUGAUAUUUCCAAGUACAACCAGCUGGAAACCCAAGAAGAAGCACAAGAAGAAACUGGAUGGAAACUGGUCCAUGGAGAUGUUUUCAGGCCUCCAGCUAACUCAGAUCUACUAUGUGUCUAUGUUGGAACAGGUGUCCAGUUCUUUGGGAUGAUACUUGUCACCAUGAUCUUUGCCAUGCUUGGGUUCUUAUCCCCUUCAAACAGGGGUGGUUUGAUGACAGCCAUGCUCCUACUCUGGGUUUUUAUGGGCAUAUUUGCUGGUUACUCCUCUGCCCGCCUGUACAAGAUGUUCAAGGGAACAGAAUGGAAGAAAGUCACUUUCAAAACAGCUGUCAUGUUCCCGGCCAUUGUCUUUGCCAUUUUUUUUGUCUUGAAUGCUCUCAUUUGGGGAGAGAAGUCAUCUGGGGCAGUGCCAUUUGGGACCAUGUUUGCUCUUGUCUUACUAUGGUUUGGAAUUUCAGUCCCACUUGUGUUUGUUGGUAGUUAUAUUGGGUUCAAGAAGCCAGCCAUCGAGGACCCUGUGAAGACAAACAAGAUCCCAAGACAGAUUCCAGAGCAGGCUUGGUACAUGAACCCAGUCUUUUCAAUUCUUAUUGGGGGGAUACUCCCGUUUGGAGCUGUUUUCAUUGAGCUUUUCUUCAUACUCACAUCAAUAUGGUUACACCAGUUCUACUACAUCUUUGGCUUCCUCUUCAUUGUCUUCCUGAUCCUCAUUGUUACUUGUGCUGAGAUCACAAUAGUGCUCUGCUAUUUCCAGCUUUGCAGUGAGGACUACUUGUGGUGGUGGAGAUCUUACCUGACCUCGGGAUCUUCGGCGUUCUACCUUUUCCUCUAUGCUACAUUCUACUUUUUCACAAAGCUUGAGAUCACAAAGCCAGUUUCUGGGGUUCUGUACUUUGGCUACAUGCUUAUUGCCUCGUUUCAAUUCUUUGUGCUGACUGGCACGAUUGGUUUCUAUGCUUGUUUCUGGUUCACAAGGCUUAUAUACUCAUCUGUGAAGAUUGAUUGAUUGAUGCAAUCAGAUGGGUCGUGGCUAGUCAGUCUCUAUGAGGAAGCAAAGUUGUCCAGGGGGAUUGGAUAUGAAUAUGCAGGGGUACCCUUCUGACCGAGUUAGCAAUUUAGGUUCAGUUUUGCAUAUUAAAGGGUUCAUGAUUAUGUUGUCCAAUUGUUUUUUUUCUCUUUCUGAUAUAGAUUCAUAGUUACUCCCAUUUUCUUUCUUUCUUGUCUAUUUCUUUUCUUUUUAUAUAUAAUUUCUCAAAUGUAAUUUUUCUUUCCCCUUGUUUCUGGAUGAGACCUUAAAGGGGAUUGGUUAGCCAUUCCACUAUCAAACCAAAUGCAUGCUUUAGAAUGAAAAAUGAUCAAAAAGGAUUCUUGUACGACUACUAUAUAACUACACAGCUUUAACCAC
Nelumbo nucifera (sacred lotus) is the source of this 2562-nucleotide messenger RNA. RefSeq names its product transmembrane 9 superfamily member 8-like. The record is from RefSeq and is a predicted model, not a curated record. Gene Ontology annotation, biological process: protein localization to membrane. NCBI's taxonomy places the organism in Eukaryota, Viridiplantae, Streptophyta, Magnoliopsida, Proteales, Nelumbonaceae. Gene Ontology annotation, cellular component: membrane.